UCGAGGCGAACGGUUGUACGUACGAGUGCAACGGCGGGCAGGGCUCUUUUAUCACGGUUUCUCAAACGUAAAAGCCGAACGCGACGAGACGCGUGAUCAUUUUCGUAAUUUCUUGCUUGACGAGACCCGCUGCGAAAUGACGAAGUGGUAAUCGACCGCACCUUUCUUCUUCUCCCUCUUCUCUGGCCAGUUCGUCUCUUCGUUACGCGAGAGUUUUUCCUCUCGGUCGAAAAUUCCUCGAUUCCCGGCUAAGAGAAAUUCGAACGCGCCGCGGGAAAAGUGACAUCGCCGGCUCGAUCGGUGAUGCCUCUCUCCCAUACCAACUUCUCAGCCAUUUCAUCAAUAUAUCCAAAGCGAAUCGUCCGAUACUAAUGUAAUGCCUAUGUAACAAACUUGAGAGAUCUCCCCUUCUGGCAACACGCUGAUUAUCAUUUAUCCACAAAUCGACAAUCCACUAACGCACUUGUCCCGCUCUGUGCAUAACUCCGCGGGGCAUUUGUCACUCAACCGGUCGUUGGUGAAAGCUCACCGAACUGAAAUCGAUCUGGCGCGUAAUACCACCAGCACUAUCCGAGACAGUAAAUGGUUGUCGACAUACCGCGGGAUACCUGUAGAAAAUCGAUUUGCGUCGCGAGUUACGUACCCGUCUGGGUACGGUAAAUCCUCGGCUGAAGACCAGCAUCAAGAUAAAGUCAGUGGGAGCUCUGCCUCAGGAUGCGCGGGAACGGGUGGUGCCGUUAGUGGUGGAUAACAACUCGUUAGAGGGACCGGUGAGCGGGGAGGAAGGGGGCCACGAAAACGGCCCCCAAAAGGGCCCGCUGGAUGGUCUAGCCUGCGAGCAGCCAUCGACGAGGUAUAACCGGCAGGAAGACGAGAGCGCUCGAUCGACCGAGACGCACGACUCUGUUACUGUCUCUGCUCCGGAUCUGGCGGGAGUGGAUACCGGGCUGGGAUCCAUCGAUGAACGUAUUGAGCUCGAUGAAAGAAUCGAAAGCGACAUCAAGCAGCCGCAAAGCAUCAUAACGUCGACGAACAACGACAACAACGACGACGACGACGACGGCGACGACGACGACAACGACGACGACAACGACGACGACGACGACGACGACGUUCCGAUCUCGGUACAUUGCAAACGUCACUCGGGAGAACUCAACGGCGCAGCCUUGGAGCUACAAUCAGCCGGCGGCAAUUCCGACGCGCGCGCGAAGAGUUCGAAGAAGACGUUGGACGACGAAGACAACGAUCGCGGCAACGACGACGAAGUACCGGCGAGGAGAACCUGCGCGGCGCAUCGGCACAGAGCGUCCUGUCACGUAGCGAGGAUCCACGCGGAGCCGCCCUGCCGAAGAGGCGCAAAUCGAAGCCGGCUCUGCCGUGUACAUGAUCGUCGGCGGGAUUAUUCGAGAGGGAAGUCCACAGAGAGACCGGAACACCGGCAUCUGAGACUACGCGAUCCGGAAAACGCUAUCGUGCGGCUGGAACAGGAUCCUAUACUUCGUCCGGUGCGCAUCCUCGGUUGUCCGACUACAGAGGGACAGGAAAUAUCUUCGUUCUUAGAGCCAGCCGGGCCUCCCAGUUACGUCUACACGAGCGUGGGUCAAUUCCCCGGCGGUGAACGGCAUUGCUUCGCUCUACACAGGCCGGACAAUAUUUUACCCAAGAAUCGCGCCAGCAAUUUCGCCAGAUAUCUCGACGGUCCGAAUCGUGCCGUGAAGGACAUCAAUCGCAAGCUUUUGGCGAUGGCGCGCGCCAUGACACCCGCCUGGUCGCUGCGCCUUCUUGGCGUCAGCUGCGGUUCCGUAGUCUGUGCCUGGGGACUUCUCUUGAUAUUGUCCAUACUAGGUGGCAGCGCCUCGCACAAUUCAGGCAAUUAUAAUAUUGAUGGUAUGGGAAGUCGUAUGGGGGAUACGAUUUCGGAAGAUCUGAACAGCAUUAGGUGUCCCUGGGCGUGCACUUGCGGCGGACAGGAGGUCGACUGCUCGCAUCGCGGACUCACGCAGAUUCCUGGCGACCUGACGAAUCUACUCAUCGCGGAAAAACUAGAUCUUCAAGGAAAUAAUAUAUCGGUGGUAUUUAAAACGGACUUCGAGGACAUGGCAACGCUCCACGUUUUAUUGCUAUCUAAUAAUCAAAUACACACCAUCGAAAGAGGAGCUUUUCAAGAUCUGGUGGCGGUUGAGAAGCUGCGUUUAAAUAACAAUCAAAUACGUCAUCUACCCGACCUCCUUUUCAGCAACAUGAUGAAUUUAAAACGCCUAGAUCUCAGUCACAAUCAAAUUGCAACCAUAGGACCGAAGACUCUCAGAGGAGUGUCUGCUCUCAGACAUUUAUUACUCGACAACAACGUGCUGACUUGCGUGGAUGAGGCUUCGAUGCGCGAAUUGAAGGAUUUGGAGAUAUUAAUGCUAAACAACAACAAGCUGGUAACGCUCGGCAAGGAGAUGCUGAACGGCUUGACGCAUUUGCGAACUUUGAAGCUCGCGGAUAACGCUCUCGCUUGCGAUUGCCAUUUAGCAUGGUUAUCGCGUCAUUUGAGGACUUAUCCUCGCCUGGGGCAACACACACGGUGCGCAUCUCCGGCUCCUCUCAAGGAUCGCAAUCUCGUCGAUCUACAGGAGCACGAGUUCAAGUGCUCGGGUCUGGUCGAGCGAACGGGAUCGGAAUGCAGCGCUGAGCCCCAGUGCCCGCAUCCUUGCAAAUGUGCUGAUGGGAUCGUCGAUUGCAGAGAGAACUCCUUGACGAAAGUGCCAACCCACCUACCCGAAGACACCACCGAGCUGCGACUGGAACAGAACGGCAUCACAGAAAUUCCACCCAAGGCCUUCUCGCCGUACAGAAAAUUGCGAAGAAUUGAUCUCAGCAACAAUCAGAUAAAAAAAGUAGCAGCAGACGCUUUCCACGGAUUGAAAUCUCUCGAAUCACUAGUUCUAUACGGCAACAAAAUCACGGAGCUACCGGCCGGUCUCUUUCAGGGCUUGACAAAUUUGCAAUUGCUGUUGCUGAAUGCCAAUGAGAUAUCAUGCAUACGAACCGAUUUGUUCAAGGAUCUAACCAGUCUCACCUUGCUAUCUCUUUACGACAACAAUAUACGCUCAUUAGCUAAUGGGACUUUUGCCAACCUGCGAAGCAUUAAAACGCUACAUCUGGCGAGGAAUCCGUUCAUCUGCGAUUGCAACCUGCGCUGGCUGAGCGCGUAUCUUCACGCGCACCCUAUCGAGACAUCCGGCGCUAAGUGCGAAACGCCAAAGAGAGCGCAGAAACGGAAGAUCGAUUCGAUGCGGGACGACAAGUUCAAAUGUAAGGGUGACGAGGAAUUGCUAACGAAAAGAGCAGGCGAGUGCAUCCUACCUGGCGCCUGUCCCGCACCGUGUACGUGCAACGGCGCAACGAUCGAUUGUUCCAACAAGAGAUUAACCGCGAUACCGAAAGAUCUGCCGCUGUACACAUCGACUUUACUAUUGGGCAACAACGAACUGGACAAGAUCAAAGCGGACGGCCUCUUCGAGAAGUUACCGGAGCUGCAGCAUCUGGAUCUGCGGAAAAAUAAGAUUUCCCGCAUCGAGGCAUCCGCUUUUCAAGGGGCUCACAAUCUCACCGACCUGCUUUUGUCCGAGAAUAGGCUGCGAGAAGUGCACAACAAGAUGUUCACCGGUUUGUCGAGCCUCAAAACACUGAAUCUUCACGGUAAUUCCAUCACGUGCGUUAUGCCGGGAUCUUUUGACGAGAUGCCACAUAUACGCGCCAUCAACAUGCAAGGUAAUCCGCUAUCGUGCAACUGCUAUCUCGCGUGGUUCGCCGGAUGGCUGAGAAAACGAGAUAUAGCUGGAAUCACUGGUCGUUGUCACGAUCCGCCGCGAUUAAAGGACGCCGUCAUCAAGGACAUUCCGCAUCACGAGUUCAAGUGCAACAACGACAGCGUGGGUUGCCUAGGCGACGAUUAUUGCCCGCCUCAAUGUAAUUGCGCGGGCUCGGUGGUGAGAUGCUCGAGGUCUCAACUUACAGAGAUUCCGCGCGGGAUUCCACCGGAAACCACCGAGCUGUAUUUGGACGUGAACGACAUCAAGACGAUCCAACCGGAGAGGCUGAACCACCUGAGGAUUCUCACCAAACUGGAUCUGAGCAACAACCAGAUCGGAAUGCUGUCCAACGAUACCUUCAGGAAUCUCACGAAGCUGUCGCACUUACUCAUCAGUUACAACAAGCUUCAGUGCGUGCAACGGAAUGCCCUCGCGGGAUUGAAAAAUCUUCGAAUAAUCUCGUUGCACGGUAACGACAUAUCGGUCAUCCCGGAGGGAGCAUUCGAGGAUCUCAAGUCUAUAACGCAUCUCGCCCUGGGGUCUAACCCGCUUUACUGCGACUGCAGCAUGCGGUGGUUGGCCGAGUACGUGAAGAAAGAUUACGUGGAACCUGGCAUCGCGAGGUGCAUAGAACCACCCACGAUGAGAGACAAAUUGCUCUUGACGACACCGGCUAGUGCCUUCCAGUGCAAAACCAAGCAACAGCCAGCCGAGGUCUUGGCCAAGUGCGACCUGUGUUACACCUCGCCAUGCGAAAACGGAGGAUUUUGCGAGGCGCUUCCGGACCGGCAGUUCCGUUGCAAGUGCGCGCCAGGAUAUCACGGGGACCGGUGUCAGCAUAAAAUUGACGCGUGCUAUGGAAAUCCUUGCCGGAACUCCGGAACUUGCAAAGUACUGGAGGAAGGAAGAUUCAGUUGCGACUGCGCCCCCGGGUACAAGGGACUACGAUGCGAGAGCAACGUCGACGACUGUGCCAACAACAGGUGCGCUAACAACGCGACCUGCGUCGACCUCAUACAGGCCUAUCGAUGCGACUGCGCCGCAGGAUUCAUGGGAGAAUACUGCGAGGAGAAGAUACCCUUUUGCACAAAGGGGCACGACCCCUGCGAGAACGGUGGCCGAUGCGUCGACCACAAGACCCACUACAGCUGCGAAUGCCCGGUCGGCUUCACCGGCCUCAAUUGUUCCACAAAUUUGGAUGACUGCGUCGAUCAUAUGUGCCAGAACGGUGCUACUUGCAUUGACGGCAUAAACAAUUACGAGUGUAAGUGCGCGGCGGAGUAUACGGGGAGAUACUGCGAGGCUGCACCCUCGACAGCCAUGCUGUAUCCACAGACCAGUCCGUGCGCCCACCACGACUGUCAGCACGGUGCCUGCUUCCAGCCCGCUCCCGCCUCCGCCGUGGACUAUCUUUGCCAGUGCCACCCCGGCUACACCGGAAAACGAUGCGAGUACCUGACGAGUCUGAGCUUCGUGGACAAUAGCUCGCUGGUCGAGCUGGAACNGCUACGCACGAGGCCCGAGGCGAACGUGACCAUCAUAUUCACGACCACGCAGGAAAACGGGGUUCUUCUCUACGACGGACAGAGCGACGGGCACAUUGCCGUCNAGCUCUUUAAUGGGCGGGUCAGAGUUUCGUACGACGUGGGUAAUUAUCCGACCUGGACGAUGAACAGCUACGAGAUGGUGGCCGACGGGAANCCGCACAUGGCAGAGCUGCUGGCGAUCAAGAAAAAUUUCACGAUGAGGAUCGACCGCAGCCCCGCCAGAAGCAUCAUCAAUGAGGGUCCGAAGGAGUACCUCAAGCUUGUCACGCCGAUGUUCGUCGGCGGCGUCGCGCCGGAAUUUGCUAAAGUCGCAUUUACCGAGUUUCACCUAAGGAAUAUUACGAGCUUCCAAGGCUGCAUCUCCGAGAUGUGGAUCAAUCAUAAGUUGGUAGACUUCAGCAACGCCGCAAAGAUGCAUCGUGUUUCUCCCGGAUGUGCUGCCAGCGAGGAAGAGGCCGACGAGGCGAGAGAUAUUGUUGAAGCUGAGGGAAUUAACAACAGUGGCAGUAACNAGGAGUUCAUGCCGCAGGAGCCCAUNCAUCGAGAACAUNCCGGUAUGUCAAGCUUUUAGUGUCAGACAUAAAAAAUGACAAUUUAUUACAACUUUCGUAUUUACGUUGCGUAUCAGAUAUNAUCGUGCCNAUGAGCGCGCUGAUGCCGCAUGCGUGUAUCGGACAUGAAUGCANAAAGGGANCGCAAUGCAUUCCAUCGCCGUUUGGUAACAGCUACUNUUGCCGAUGUCAAACCGGUUGGCUAGGACGAUACUGUG
Molecule: messenger RNA, 6116 nt
Organism: Pseudomyrmex gracilis
Lineage: Eukaryota; Metazoa; Arthropoda; Insecta; Hymenoptera; Formicidae
Gene: sli
Product: protein slit
Exons: 28
Coding region: 1743-5918 (1391 amino acids)
Biological process (GO): negative chemotaxis; axon guidance
Molecular function (GO): calcium ion binding; Roundabout binding; heparin binding
Source: RefSeq, a predicted model, not a curated record